Molecule: messenger RNA, 1014 nt
Organism: Vigna unguiculata (cowpea)
Lineage: Eukaryota; Viridiplantae; Streptophyta; Magnoliopsida; Fabales; Fabaceae
Product: squamosa promoter-binding-like protein 4
Biological process (GO): flower development
Cellular component (GO): nucleus
Molecular function (GO): DNA binding; DNA-binding transcription factor activity
Source: RefSeq, a predicted model, not a curated record
GGAGCCUGUGGUCCACACCCUUCUUUUCUUCCUUUCUGCUUCCUAUAAACUCCCUCUUUCACUUCAUUGCUCCAAAAAAAGUUCUUUCUCACAUCCUUCACCACCCUUUUGCACACAAUGGAGGCUAGGACUGUGGAGAGGAAGAGAUCACUGGUUGAGAGGGUGAGGAAGAAUGUGGAAGAGGAAGUGGAGAAUGAGGUGGAGGAGGAGGAUGAAAGUGGAGCUAGUUUCACUGAAGAAGAGAAAAAGAGAGGGUUUGGUAGCAGCAAUAGUGGUGGUGGCAGAAGAGGCUCAAGUGGUGGUGCUGCCGCUGGUGGUGGUGGUGGUGUUUCUCCACCUUCAUGUCAGGCAGAGAGGUGUGGUGCUGAUUUGACUGAUGCAAAAAGGUACCAUCGCCGCCACAAGGUCUGUGAGUUUCACUCCAAAGCACCUGUUGUGGUGGUUGCAGGGCUGAGACAGAGGUUUUGCCAGCAAUGUAGCAGGUUCCAUGAUCUGGCGGAGUUUGAUGAGUCUAAGAGAAGCUGCCGGAGGCGGUUGGCCGGACACAACGAACGGCGCCGGAAAAGCAACCCUGAAGCUGCCGGUGAGGGGAGCAAAGGGCAUCACCACCCUAAGGAAACAACACAGUGCAGAAUUCAGAUGAACCUUCCAGGGAGUUCUUCUGGCUACAAGUCUUUCAACAUCAGAUGAAGCAAAAGUGUUCACCAAGCUCUCUCUCUUCUGUCACCCUUUGGUUUCUUACAAGCCAAGUCAUAUAAUAAAAAGGACCACUUUGUUUGUUCACAUCAACAAGAACCAAACCAAACCAAACUUCUAACAUCCAAAGCUUGUCUGCUAUGUAUGCAAUGCGAGCCAUUUUCCUUAGCUCUAUGUUCUCUUAUUUAGAUACUGCCUUUAGUUUCUGUUUUUCCCUACCAUUGUUAUCCUAUUGAAGCACCAUUGCAUGGUGAGAUCUUAUCUCUUAUCUUCCAUUGGAUUAAAAUAAAACACUAUUGCAUCUUUGUAUUUCGAUUA